UUUCCAAAACAGUGCAAAACCCCUAAUCUGGCAGCACUGCAAGGAUUUUGUUAUAUGUACACAUCCACAAUAGUGUGCGUGCAUUAUAAGAUAUAGAUCUGUUACCACCUACGUCACCAAUUGCUUUGUUAUGAGCAAUUUCUUCUACAUCUGACAGAACAACCGACCCGAACUGUCAAUUUAGCUUGCGCAACACGCUAAAUAAACAAGUCCUUCAAAAGGUCUACUUGAUACAUAUUUAUUUCUAAAAGGGCCUAAUGCUGGUUGUAAACGUCACCUUGAGUUGAAUGCAAUACGCUAAAUUUGGUUAUCACAAAGAUUGAGCGCGCGUUGCACAUUUUUGUGCUCAGAUCAAACUCUUUUUUUUCAUACAUAUUUGCCUCCGCUUUUAUCACACUAAAUCUCACUCUCAUAUUCACUAGGCCCAAUUUUUUGACAAAAAUUGAACGUACUCGAAGAAGGAGAGAAAUUCCUUAUGUUAGAACGUGGGGUAAAUGCACAAAAGUAUUUCUCGGUUUCUCGGUUUCAAUCUCGGUUUCUGUGAGAGAAAUGUUUAGCGUGGAUGUUUUGUUGUUGACCGAAAUCUGUUUUUGUGCGUCAAGUGGAAAAUCUUCAGAAAAACCUCGAGAAAAACAAUAAGUCGAUAGUGGCCACAAACCUAAUACCGGAAAUGGAUCUCGUCGAUGAUUCGCCAUCCCGGACGGUGCAGCUGUCCAUAGGAGAUACCUCUUCGGCAGGUAAAAUUCUUUGUUUACAAUUUGUGUAUUAUGUGUAAAUAGAGUGGGCAGGUGGCACAAAGUUACCGCCCGUAGUAUGCUCUGCUCGUAGAUGUUCAAAUCGAGCAACAGUUAGAAAGGCCGCAUCAGCAUUAUGUAAAAAAUAACACGUUUCUGUCGUUUUAGGGUCUUCUAGGAAGCAUUUGUGCAUCUCAGAGAGUUUGAUUAAUGUGAUUUGAAUAUAUUUGUUUUGCGAUGUGUGUAUUCCAGACGGCCCUGAAUCGACAGAAUCGUGUUUGAUUACAAGAUGUUGGAGCUGCUUUUUCAUUUGCUGGUCUAUAAUAAGAAAACAAGUACAUUACUUAUAUUAGUCUAUUUUGUUUUAGGUGGAUUGGAACUCUGGAACAAAGAUUUAGCGGAAAUGUUUGCGCAACCGGCAGUCGCCUCCCACCAAGCCCAACCCACAAUCAACGCCAACUCACAUAAGAAGCAGAAAAAGAAGAACGGAGCUUUCCAUCGAAAGUUAGCCAAGAAUUAUUCUGAGCCAUACCUGCAAUGUAUGUUAAAUAAUGUGAAAGACGGGCGAAUGACGAUGUAUCAUGUCGAUAAAUACUAUGGCAUUCCUCGAGGAACACUACAGUACAGGCUCGGCACAAAAUUCAUGAGCAAAGGCCGAACGGGACCAGAUACUGUGCUCACUACGGAAGAGGAAACUGUAGUACUAGACUGGAUUUUGACCAUGGAACGACGAGGAUUUCCGGUAACGCGCAAGGGUUUGAUUGCAAAAGUUUCUGCCUACCUAAAACAGCACCCUAGGGUGAAUCCUUGCCGAAACAGCGUACCAGGUAAUUGAAACACCAUACUUCAGAUUUUCACUGUGAAUAUGAGCCUCCUCUUGUAGUACAAAGUACUCAAUUGCAAGCAUGUUUAACCACAGGCAAACAAACGUAACGUAAUGGUCGUACCACAGACAAACAGAUGUAACUCUUAGAGGAAAUUCAAUUUUGGGUAAAUGUCGUUUUGGGUUGAAAAAUCUCACUUUUGGGUUUAAUUUACCUAAUGUUGAGUAAAUUUUUUUGAUGAAGAUAAAGGCAAACUACCUAGUGUUAGUUUAAUAGAUUUACUCAAAUUUGAGUUAUUGGCCCAAACUAUGGGGUUGCGUCAAAAGAACUCAAAUUUGGGUAGCACGAAUUGAACAACGUAAAUACUUGCUUAAGCUGAGAUGCAUUCAAGAGUGUUCAAGUGUCCGUUCAAGUCAUUUGCCCAGUCAUUCAUUUGGAAGGAAUGUUUUGAGGUGUUUUCAAUUCAGAUGCUCGUGUUAGUUGAACAAUGUAAACCAGGCAUUAGGUACUACCAAGGGUACUACCACAAUGAAGGGAACGAUUAACCUAGUUUAUGGUUGAUUUUCUUCUUUUUGGCGUAUCGUCACAAAUGGGACAAAGUCUGCUUCAUAGUUAUUAACUGAGAGCAUAAGAAAAGUUCGUUGCGGGAUCAGAAGUUGCUGCGCCUCAAAUUGAGGGUAUAUAUUUUCGAAAUUUAUCAGUCAGUGUCAAAUUAAAAAUGCUAUUAUUGAACAUCGAAAGCCCCUCCCAGAGCAAGUUUAUGGCUACGCCACUGGCUCACCGCAUUGGCUAUAUGCGCCCUCUGGUUGAUUUUUUUGAAAUGGAGUUCAACCACAGAGAACAGACAUUUAAGCCCAAACAAAAAUACGUCCAAUUCGUGUAAGUGUACCUUAACGCCAUCAACGGAGACUGCCCCACUUAUAAACUUGAUUUGACCACACCAGCCCACAAAGAGAUACGAGCGCUGAAUUUUUCUGGAUUUCCUUUUCAACUAAAUUUUCAGGCUUAUUCUGCGCCGCGUGUGACGUGAGACGACUAAUGUAAAUCAAAUGGGGCGAGUCGACCUUUAUUUUCAAAAAUACUUGAGUUUCAGUGGUUUUCAGGAAUCCUCAGACGAUCCAUUUUACCAAUUCUGGGACGGCGUUACGGAUUCGUCUGUUAGCUUUGGGCGAGGAUGUGAAAGACCAGUGGUUCGUGGCUCUGAUGCUGUCCAGCCUGCCGGAGUCCUACGGCGGAUUGAUCAUGGCGCUCGAAAGUCGACCGGAUGCGGAUCUGACCAUCGAUUUCGUGAAGGGGAAGCUGCUCGACGAGGGAAGACGUCGGGUGGAGAAUGCGUCAUCGAGCGAAAAAGUUUUGGUGACUGGAUCGUGGAAGAAGAAUCCGGCUGAGAAGCCAAAAGUGAAGAAGGAAAGGGUGUGUCAUUAUUGCAAGAAGGAGGGGCACUGCCUAUGAUCGCAUAACUGUCCCAUAUGAAUAGGAAACCCAGCAAAUAUGGGACUGAUAUGCGAUCAUAGGCAGGGCACAUCCGACGCGACUGCCGGAAAAUGAUGCAGGAUCAACAGGAGAAGGAGAAGUCCCAGCAAGCAAACAUCGUGGUGAAAGCGAAGUCGGAAGGUGAGCUGUGCCUAGCUGCUGGCGUGGCCGGAUAGGCUGACGUGUGGUAUCUGGAUUCGGGUGCCACGGCCCACAUGACGACUAACUCCAGCAUUCUUGAGGAAAUGGAUACGACAAAAGCGACGACGAUCUGUCGGGCUGACGGAAAAUCGAUCAAAUCGGUCGGAUCUGGUGCGGGUCGGGUGAUUUCCGUGGAUGGGAAAGGCGGCCGGAAUGUGAAACUGGAGAAUGUGUUUCACGUGCCUUCGUUAGCGGGAAACUUGCUGUCGGUGAGCAGAAUAACCGACUUGGGAUUUCGAGUGGUGUUUGACAAAACGGGGUGCAAAGUGCUAAAAGAAGAAGAAGCUGUGUUAGUAGGACAACGGAAGGGUGGUUUGUAUCACCUGAAACAACUUCCUGGACAUGAUUUCUUGGUGGAUCCGAAGCACAGUGAUUUGUGUCAGCACUUGUGGCACCGUAUAUUGGUACACAGCGAUCCACAAGCUGUUAAGAAAAUAGUGCGUGAACACUUGGGGCACGGGUUGAAGAUAAACGCUUGUGAAGUGCAAUCCAUGUGUGGCUGUUCCUUUCCGAAGGCGUCGGCGUUGAAGACCAAAGCAGUUGGAGAGCUGAUUCACGUGGACCUUGGCGGUCUGAUGGAGGUAGAAACACCAAGAGGUAACGUUUCUACAUCGCUCUGGUGGAUGACUACAGCCGCUACUCAGUCGUCUACCCAUUCCAGAAAAAGUCCGAUGCUGAGGAUAAAAUCCGUGAGUAUUGCGCAUUAGUGAAACAUCAAUUUGGUGGAUACCCGAAAUGCAUUUGCACCGAUGGGGGUGAUGAGUUUAUGAGUGCUUCGUUGCUUAUGUACUUUGCGGCGAAUGGCAUCGUGGUACAGCAAACGGCACCGUACACGCCACAGCAAAACGGCGUGGAGGAGCGUAAGAACAGGUACGUUGUGGAGAUGAUGCAAUGUAUGCUGUCUGAAGCGGGACUCGAUAAGCGGUUCUGGACCGAAGCUAUCUGCACUGCGAAUUACUUGCGACUAACAGGACCCCGUACGAGUUGUGGAGCGGGAAGAAGCCAUCGUACGCGCAUCUCAGGAUAUUUGGUUAGGUAGCGUAUGUCCACGUUCCGAAGGAGAAGCGGUGUAAGCUUGACGUGAAAGCUGAGAAGUUGAUGUUCAUCGGGUACGAAGAAGGACGGAAGGCGUAUCGAUUCCUGAAUCUGGAGACGGAUCGAGUGACGAUCAGCAGGGACGCAAAGUUUCUUGAGCUGUGCGCCGUCAAGGAAGCUGUCUGUCGAGAGCCUGUAGCGACAGGAGGAGUCAUCGAAGUUCCUUUGGCCUUGCCGCCGGAGAAUGAGGAAGAAGCAGCUGAGGCACCGGAUCCAGGCACCGGAGAUAUCGAUUCGGAGGUGGUAGACAUCAGCGAUUCUCGGUAUGAUAGUGCGAUAGUGCUUCUGAUUCUUCGUUUCACGGAUUCCCUCUGGAUGGAAUCGCUCGUUGGAACAGCGGACGACGAAAGGGAAGCCACCGUCCAGGUUGAUUGAGGAGAUCUUCGUGGCUGAGAGUGUUCCUCAGGAGAAGUCCGAGCCCCGGAGCUUGCGUGAAGCGUUGACCUGUGAAAAGAAGAAAGAAUGGGCAGCUGCAAUGACGGACGAAUUGAAAUCACAUUCCAACAACGAGACGUGGGAGCUGGUCGAUCUGCCGCCCGGCCGGAAAGCAGUCGGUUGCCGGUGGGUCUUCAAAGCGAAGAAAAAUGCAGCCGGUGAGGUGACGAAAUACAAGGCGCGGUUGGUGGCCCAGGGGAACUCCCAGAAGUAUGGCGAAGAUUUUGAUGAAGUUUUCGCUCCGGUUAUCAGGUACACGACGCUUCGAGCUCUUCUAGCUUUGGCGAGUAGCAGAAAAAUGACAUUGAACCACUUCGACGUCAAAACCGCCUACUUGUACGGCAAACUAGAUGAGGAGCUGUUUAUGAAGCAGCCACCUGGAUACGAAGUGAAAGGGAGGUAGCACAUGGUGUGUCGAUUGAAGCGAAGUAUUUAUAUAUAGCGAAGUAUAAUAGCAGUCGGCCAGGUGCUGGAAUCGGCGGCUGGAUAGUGUUUUGCGUAAAAUGGGAUUACGUCCGAGUGCAGCGGAUCCCUGCUUGUAUACAAAAGUAGUGAAUGGCAAGUGGAUAUACUUGCUGGUGUACGUCGAUGACAUUAUGGUGGGAAGUGAAGAUGAAUCUCAGAUUGAAAUAGUGUACAAAAAACUGAAGAAACAUUUUGAUAUGGCCGACCUUGGUGAAGUGUACUAUUUUCUGGGGCUCGAGAUCAGUCUUGAGCAUGGACAAUACAGUGUAUCAGUGACGAACUAUAUUGAAAGAGUGGCGGAGAAAUUUGGCCUCCGUGAUGCGAAAAGUGCCAAAUCGCCGAUGGACAUCGGUUAUACGAAGACGGAGGACAAGAGCCUGGCACUGUCGGACAUAACAGCCUACAGAAGCUUGGUCGGCGCGCUCCUGUACAUAGCGGUGUGCGCGAGACCGGACAUUGCGGCUUGUGUUUCAAUACUAGGUCGGAAGGUUAGUGCUCCAACAGAAGUGUACUGGGUCGCGGCGAAGAGGGUAGUUCGCUACCUGAAGACUACGAAGGAUUGGAAGUUGAAGUUCGAUACAAGUGACGGUCUGGUUGGCUAUUCCGAUGCCGAUUGGGCUGGUGACAUCGAAACCCGGAAGUCAACCACAAAAUUCGUUUUCCACUAUGCCGGUGGAGCAGUGUCAUGGGUGAGCCGAAGACAAAAUUGUGUAACGCUUUCAUCCAUGGAGUCGGAGUAUGUGUCUCUGUUCGAGGCAAGUCUAGCUUUAGGUCUUUUCGGCGCCCCUCUGAGGCUAGGGGCUUUGGCUGGGCCAACCUGGCCAACCGCAGGCUACGGCUCUGGGUAGGGAUUGCUGGGCAGAGGCCGGUAACGCUCGACACGUAAACUCCCCUCCCCGUUAUUUGUGGACGGCGCCUUACGACUAUGAUUCAUUAAACUGUUAAAGCCCAGGAUUCAAAAAAUUAAAGAAUUGAAAUUUUGUAGAAAACAACAUUUGACUGAACCAAAAUUUGCUUAACCCUCUAAUACCCAACCCCGCCUUUAGACGGGGCAUAGUUUGAGCAUUUUUGUAUUUUUUCUUGCCUGGAUAAUCAGAACUUUAAUAUUUUUGGCUGAUAUUUAGGACUGUUCUGUAUAUCUUACAAUGGUUUUGAUCUGUUUAAGCGUAUUACCAUUUUUUUUUUAAAUCAUUGAAAAAUUGAUGUUUUGGUCGCCUUUCAGAUGACAUUGUUUGUAUUUAAUCGCAACAAUUAACGUAUUUUAAAUUUUUCCUUAAUCAUCCUAGUAUAGCAAAAGAGUUGAAAAAGUAUAGCAAAAGAGUUGAAAAAGGAAGUUGAAUACACACUAAAAUUAUUUUCCUAAAAGUUACAUGGAAAAUAAAAUUUAAAAUUUAAAUAUUUUAACAAUUAUCAUAAAAUCUCAAAAUGUUUUAGUCUUAAAAAAUCGAUAUGCCAAAUAGGCUUCCAGGAAAAAUAUAAAAGUGUAGGGAUGUUCAAUAAUAAAAAUUAGAAAAAUCAAAAACCAAAAUUCACAAAAUCGAGAAUUCAAAUAAUCAUCUUCCAAAACGUCUUUAAAUCGAUUUUAGAUGACGAAAAAUGAUAUUUAGAUCAAAAUAUAAAAUUUGGGUAUAAGAGGGUUAAACGAAAAAAAAACUACAAAUUGUUGAAAGUUUUAUUUUCCAAUUCACAGGCCGAAAAUGGCUUGACGGGUUCAUGCGACGCCAUCCCCAGUUAUCGUUUAGAACCCCAGAAGCUGUAUCCUCUGCUAGUGCGAAAGUCACUGAACAGGAUAUCCGGAAAUGGUUCCGAACUGUAAAAGAUUAUCUUAUCGAGAAUAAUCUCAUGGAUGUCUUGGAAGAUCCUUCGCGUAUUUUGAAUGGAGAUGAAACUGGGUUCCGAAUGGACUCAUCACCAAAAAAGGUAUUGGCAACGAAAGGUGCCAAGAAUGUACCAUUUGUUGAAACGCAAAACAGUAAACAGAACGUCACAGUAUUAUUUUCCUUUGCUGCGGAUGGUACAAUAAUUCCACCGGAUGUGAUUCUUCCAUUAAAAAGAAUGAGCUGUGAGAUAGCUCAAUCCUUCCCUCAUGAUUGGGGGUUGGGUACAUCCGAAUCAGGAUGGAUGAACUCGUACAACUUUACAGUCUACAUAAAAAGAGUACUACAUCCUACGUUAAUCAAGAGAAAUGUAAAAUUUCCAGUAUUGUAUUUUGUCGAUGGCCAUAAAUCCCACACGGCUCUAGAAGCUGCUGACGCCUGCGCUGAACUGGGUAUUAUUCUUAUUGCCUUAUUUCCCAAUGCAACGCGAAUCAUUCAACCAGCCGACGUUUCAAUAUUCCGGCCCCUUAAAAACAGCUGGGAAAGAGUUGUAGAAAUCUGGAGGACGGACGAAAAGGCGGAGAAAUUGACGAUUCCAACAAUCGGGCCAUUGCUGGAGAAGACGAUGGAAUCAGCGUUCAAAAAAUCUACAAUAAUAAAUGCAUUCCGGGUAUGUGGCCUCUACCCAUUCGAUCCAGAUGCUGUGGAUUACAGUAAAUGCAUUGCUAGCAGCCACUGUCGUAUCAAACCAGCUUCACAAAUUUCAACAAACAUAACCCUCCCUAUGGACACAUCAAAGCACGAAAAACGAAUAACCCUUGUACCCACAUCAGCAAUUGAGAGUGCGUUGCAAAUGAUUGGAAGCGAAAAAAUUGAGCUUUACAGAUUCGGUGACCCUGACAGCUUUUCAAACGAGGACAAGAUGUUGUCAUUCAUUUACAACAAUAUACUCAGUGUUGGCCGAUCUGAUUAUGAGCAAUCUUAUGAAGAACCAACCAGUAUGGACCUCGAGUUAGAAGCUGCGAUUGCCGAGCCGAUAAUCAUCCUCGAAGACGAAGAAGGAAAUCUUGCUAAUUAUGAGAAUGGCUCUUUGAACCUGGAAAGUCGUUGGCCUUCCAUGACUGAGAAACCGUCGUCGUUUGAUGAACAUUUGACACACCAAAAUAUCAGCGAAACAGUAACUUGUCCCGGUUUCUUGGAUAUUACCCACAACAAACACAAAGCAACUCCUGCAUCAACGAUUCUUAUCGGGCAUGAUUCCGUUCUUGAAGAGGAACAUCGUUCAAAUUGCUCGGAAGUAGACACGACAAAGGAUGGUGCCCCAAUUGUGUACCAAGAAUCCGGCGAAGAUACUCUUGAAUUCGACCACGAAGAAAUAACAAUCAAUCAUGAGGAUGAAUUUGAAUGGUAUCCAGAUUCACGACUGAACGUUGGACAAGUCGAGUCACCGAUUGCUAUGGAGAAGUUCUUGUGUGAUGAUCCCCCAUCUGACUUUGCAAAUAGCAGUAGUUUGUACAAUCACCUGGAGACACAAUCUAGCAGCGCUUCAAACUUUUUCGUAGCUCCGCCAAGCCCUAAGCGAAGCUCGAAACACCGAUUUUAUAAGCAGAAAUCGUACGCAAUUCUGACAGCUGGAGAGAGAUUGCAGGAGCUUCGCCAAAUAGAGAUCAACAAGGAAGUGGCGGCAAAAGAAAAAAUAGAAAAAGCUGAAAAGCGUAAGACAGAGAAGCUGAAGAAGGAGGUAGCGGCACUCAUUCGAGCUGAAGAGAAAGAAAAUGCGAGAAAAAUGAGAGAUUUCAAGAAGGAAGAAGCAGCCGCGAAACGAGCCGAAAAGAAAGAAAACGCAAAAAAAAUGAGGGAAGAGAAGAAAGAAAAGAAAAAGAAUGCUGGCAAGCGUUUUGACAAGUUGUUAGUAUAGGAUCCAUAACUACAGUUUCCUGUAUGAGAUAACAUUUUUCUAAGGUGUAAAGGUGUAUCGCAUUGCUUGUUUGUUUUAUCAUUGAAUCAGCAAAAACAAAAAUUCAAAAUCGUCAAUUAUCUUUAUAAGUAAAAGGUAAAGUAUUUCCAAUAAGCACAACGAACAAUUCGUUUAUUCUUUUUAAAUAAAUAAAACUAAGUCCUCUAAACUGUGUCACUUUCAUUUUAUUUAAACAACUUAUCUUAGAUAAUUGAAAAAAUGUCAUUUUGCUCAUUUCCUAAUAUCGAUCUUCAUUUAUCAAAAAAGCAAAAAUUAAAAAGAAGGCUAAAAAGUGAAGCAAUUUUACCAUUUGACUAAUUAAACUGACGAAAUAGAAAAUGUCAAUUACAACGUUGUAUUUACAACACGGGAAACAAAAAAUGUAUGCAGUCCAAUUGUGUUUUACAUAUCAUAAAAUAAAGAAAAAUUUACCCUACUUACACCAUACCCUACUUGAACUUGGGUUUGUUCAUCGGCUUUUUUUUAUAAAAAUGAAUAAAAAUCCAGCAUUUACCGGACGUUUCGACCUUUUCGGUCAUCCUCAGUGGUUCAUGCUAUGGGACAGAACUAUAACCAUUGCAAGGAUUAUAGUUUUGCCCCAUAGCAUGAACCGCUGAGGAUGACCGAAUACGGUAGUAGGUCGAAACGUCCGGUAAAUGCUGAAUUUUUAAUCAUUUUCACAGAAAAAAAGCCGCAAAGCAAGCAAAGGUAACCGUACACAAUACACAUCGUAGUUGCUACUCCGUGAUUGAUCAGAACAAUCGAAGUUGCACAGAGAUCCAAUUAAUGGUACUUGGAACUAGCUACACACUCUCAAUGUGAACAAUUUGAGAGUUCAACAUUUUAAAGUAAAAAACGGCGCCGGCCACGUCCUUACGAUCAUCGGGACAGGGGAAGGAAUGCUAGUUCGACAACCGUUGUUACUAGAAAUCAUGGAAUCCUCAGCAUCCCCACAGUUGUCUCGGGAAGGAGUAUUUGUUAGCAGGGUAGGGUAAGGUGUGGAUCUUGGAGUCACCUUUGGUAGGUGAUAUGAUCCACUAGUUAUAUGAAAAUACACGACACGGUCUUCAUCCCGAUUAUGAUUUAUUUGAUCGCGAUAGUAAGGGUAAUGCACAUACGUCAACGAUCGUUCUAUAUUUAACGCGUCACCGCAUUGAUCGUUUACUUAAUUGUGAAACCUGACUUUCCUACGAAAGUUAUCGCGCGCUUCUGAUUCCGCAUUCAAUUUUCGCGUCCCCAUCUCCCUACCGAGAAAACCGACUCACAAAAAUUGUCGCGCGUUUCUCACAGUAUUGAACUUAGAGUAUACGGAGAAUAAACUUUCAAGCUUAGAUAGCUAUUUUCGUAUUAUGUAUUUUAUUAAAAGUAGUCCCAUGUAUUACCUGUGAUCGACAGCCGUUCAGGUAAUUAUGCCAAUUAUUUUUAAUUUGCUCAAUGAUUGUUGUGAACUGCAAUUAUUUUCUUUUAGCAUUUGCAAAUAUUACAGACUCCAGGAGUCCUCAUGAAAACGCAUUGGCUAAAUUCCUUCUAGGAUGUAAAGAAAAAAAUCGGAAUGAUCUCACACAGUUCCAUGUCGUCGAAUGACCGCAACCACUCCUUAAAUUUUCUGUAAUGCUAUUGGCUACCAAGUGUGCAUCCUUGGUAUUUUUAUCACUUCACGAGGAAGAACAAUGUGCACCUGCACCAAGCACGCAUCACUUUUCGUUUUUUCGCCGAACAAUGCCACCCGAUUGAUAUCCCCUUCGCAACUGCCCCAAACACGCGGCUUUUUUUUUCACUUUUUCCUUAGAACAAUUCAACACGAUCGAGAUCCCCAUCUCUUAAGUAAUCUCUGGAUUCAACUGUGACAUUACUACUAAGUAUUUUCCGUUUAUCAUCGGACACCAUUGCAAUUGAAAGAUCUAAUUGCAAUUAUGAAUUCAUUUAAAGAAUUUUAUCACAACUUAUAGUAUCUGAGGAUGUUUACCUUUAUCUAUGUAUGUUGUAUGCAUAUAUCCUGCAAUUUACGAGCGAUAAUGGCUCUGGUAAUAUUGUACAUUUUUAUAAAACAUGUAUAAUCAUUCUUAAUGGAGCACUUUUUGAUUUUCCAUGGAGCAUUUCAAAUUUGUAAUGGUCGCAACAACCUUUUGCCAUUUUAGCGUGAGUAUUUCAAGGUAAAAAAAACAAAUGUUUCUUCAGUGGCCCUUUUAAAAAUUGCACUGACGUUUCUGCAACAGUUAUAUGUAGUAGUGUAAAAUUGCCGUGCAUUUUUUUUUGUAUUUUUUUUGUUUUUCAUUUUCCUCUGUAGGAUUGAUAAAGGAGCUCGGAUGAGAUUAAUAAUUUUUGGAAGAGAUGAGAAUGGGUACAAAGGUGUAGCAGUAAUUUUGAAUAAAUUAAGGAUUAUAUGAAAAGAAAUAUAGUGGUUUUAUACAAUUAAACGGUGUAUCGGAAGAUAGCAAGUGCAUUUUGUAUGUUGUGAAAGUAUAUCGGCAAUUCACAGGUAAGUUAUUUAUGUAUUUCACGAGCUCGUCUGCUUAAUGAGAUUUUUAAUGGUAC
Aedes albopictus (Asian tiger mosquito) is the source of this 11536-nucleotide messenger RNA. RefSeq lists its product as uncharacterized. The record is from RefSeq and is a predicted model, not a curated record. Gene Ontology annotation, molecular function: DNA binding. Lineage: Eukaryota; Metazoa; Arthropoda; Insecta; Diptera; Culicidae. Gene Ontology annotation, cellular component: nucleus. Bases 6941 to 8962 code for a protein of 673 amino acids. The transcript is spliced from 2 exons.